AUGGCUUACAAGCAGCAUAACCAGACCCGUCAUAUCCCGCUACCGAGCAAACCCCCUGUGCUUGUCAAGGAUUGGGAAGCUAUUAACAAGCAUAUAGCUGAAGCCUUGUCUAAUGAGGUUUUACGAGUACAACGAGCAACCAAAGAUCUCCAGAUCCAGAGACAUGACAGCAUCUACACCGGAAUAUCAGGAAUAGCAAUGAUGGAGUAUCACCUGGCCGGGAUAUCGAUCCCGCUUCAGCAUGAUGCAUUGACGCCAAAAAGUCUCAUUCAUGUUGCCGAUCAACAUCUAGCGCGCGUAAUCCGCUAUCGUCCUCCUUACGUUUACUCUUUUAACCGUCUUUCUUUUAUUGAAAGCGGCGUCGGCAUUGCUGCUCUUGUGCUUUCCCGAGGCUUGUGGACUUCGGAGCCGACAAUUGUCGGUAAUUGGAAGGCGGCAAAGGACUUCCUAGAAUCGAAUGUUGAGCAGGUCCUUUUGGAGGACGCUGAACUUUACUCGCCCGGCGAGAAAGAAGAUGGAUGUGAAGUUUUGUAUGGGCGUGCAGGCCUGCUCUACGCACUUUUGUACCUUCGAAAUUCAAUAAGCGGGAAGCCACAUCAUGAAAUUGCAUCGCUGGAGAACUUAACUUCGGACAGUAAUCUAGCUCGUCUUGUCGAUUCUAUUAUGAGCCGAGGCAAACACGGCGCGUUCUCCCUCGCUUCGGAAUUCAGAAUGGAUGAUCAACCCCAACUCCCCCCUCUGAUGUGGACCUGGCAUCGCAAACGCUAUCUUGGAGGCGCACAUGCUGGCAUCUUGCAGAUAUUAUUAGCAUGUCCUGGCUCAAUCAUCCAGAAGCAUCUUUCAGAAAUCCUUGGAACAAUAAGAUGGCUCAUAACUUGUCAAGAUGAAGCUGGAAACUGGCCGUCGAAAUGCCCUACUCAACGGGGCGUCAGUUCCGAAAAUGAGCUCGUCCAGUGGUGUCACGGUGCUCCCGGAGUAAUCAUCCUUCUUUCUACAACGCUUCGUGUGCUUCACGAUCACGAAGGCUUCGCGGCAGACGGCGUUCGAGACGAUAUUGUUCGAUCUAUACAACAGGGCGCCCGUUUUGUCUACAAGCAUGGUCUGCUCCGCAAGGGCGUUGGCCUCUGCCAUGGGGUCGCAGGCUCGGUCUACGCUCUGUUGGCAGCGUCGGAUGCGCUCGAUUCGUCUUCUAAUAAACGUUUCUUUGCUAAGGCCGCGCAUCUAGCAUUUCUCGCCACUCUUCGUGAAGACCUGACUACUUCGAAAGAAAUGUUAAUUCCUGACCAUCCUUGGAGUCUAUAUGAAGGAAUUGCUGGAGCAUGCUGUGCAUAUGCGGAAGUCUUAUCUCGUCUAGAUUCAAAUGACUCUCGUAGGUCCGUCAGCGGCUUUCCUGGAUAUAACGAUUUUUGUGGGAUAUGA
This is a messenger RNA of Psilocybe cubensis, 1419 nucleotides long. RefSeq lists its product as uncharacterized. The transcript is spliced from 4 exons. Gene Ontology annotation, biological process: carbohydrate metabolic process; peptide modification. The record is from RefSeq and is a predicted model, not a curated record. Gene Ontology annotation, cellular component: plasma membrane. The coding region runs from base 1 to 1419 and encodes 472 amino acids. Lineage: Eukaryota; Fungi; Basidiomycota; Agaricomycetes; Agaricales; Agrocybaceae.